AUGGCUACCACUACAUCCAAUGCCUCAGCACUGGUGCUUCAUGGCGCCAAAGACCUUCAACUGGAAUCACGACCUGUCAACCCACCCACCAACUCCGAAGUACAAAUCGCCAUCCGCGCCACUGGUCUCUGCGGAUCCGAUCUACACUACUACAACCACGGACGCAAUGGCGAUUUCGUCGUGCGCGAACCCAUGUGUCUGGGCCACGAAUCCUCCGGCAUUGUCACAGCCGUCGGAAACGACGUAACCAAUCUCCAGGUCGGCGACCGAGUCGCUCUGGAAGUCGGUCUACCCUGUCGCAAAUGCACUCUCUGCCAACAAGGCCGCUACAACAUCUGCCCGGAGAUGAAAUUCCGCAGCAGCGCCAAAAUCUUCCCUCACCUCGACGGAACCCUCAUGGAACUCACCAACCAUCCAGCAGACAUGUGUCAUAAGCUGCCCGACUCGGUCUCCUAUACCGGCGGCGCACUGGUCGAGCCCCUAGCUGUCUGUCUACAUGCUAUUCGACGUUCGCGACCACCCACCCAGAGCGAGGUGAAACUGGCCGAGUCGCUAGGCGAUUCCGCUGCGGCUUUGAUCUUUGGCGCCGGCGCCGUGGGUCUCCUCCUUGCUGCUGCGCUGGCCACGUCGGAGAAUUUCUCUUCCAUAGUGGUGGCUGAUAUUGACCCUGCGCGACUGGCUAUCGCUGACUCGCUUAAUCUCGGUCUCAAAACCACGCUCAUUCCCAGGGCGGAUCCUGCCCAUCCUCCCCCUGCUAGGGAUGCUCCUCAGGCUGAACAAACGUCCUACGCGCUGGAAAAUGCCCAACGUCUCGCGACCUCGUUGAAGACAUCGCACGGCGUAUCGUCCGGCUUCGUCCGCGUCUACGACUGUACUGGGGUUCCUGCCUGCGUUCAGGCAGGUAUCUAUGCUGCCGCGCCGGGCUCCGUCCUCGUGCAGAUCGGGAUGGGAAAUCCCAUCCAGACUCUUCCUGUCGGGGCUGCUGCGCUGCGUGAGGUUGAUAUUAUUGGGGUUUUUAGGUACGAUGGAUAUGCGUAUCCGGCUGCGAUUGCGCUCAUGGCGAGUGGGAAGUUCGAUCGCGUUGAGGAACGGGUCGUUACGCAUCGGUUGGCUCUGGAUAAGGGAGAUCGUGCAUUCCAGUUAGCUGGGCGUGGGGUCGAUGAGAGUGGGAGGCCGGUGGUGAAGGUGGUGAUUGAAAGUUAG
Molecule: messenger RNA, 1203 nt
Organism: Aspergillus tanneri
Lineage: Eukaryota; Fungi; Ascomycota; Eurotiomycetes; Eurotiales; Aspergillaceae
Product: NAD(P)-dependent alcohol dehydrogenase
Exons: 2
Coding region: 1-1203 (400 amino acids)
Biological process (GO): D-sorbitol catabolic process
Molecular function (GO): L-iditol 2-dehydrogenase (NAD+) activity; zinc ion binding
Source: RefSeq, a predicted model, not a curated record